AUGGGUGCUAUUGAGAGAGCUAUGACGCCCCAAGGCACUGUCGGUGACGAGAUCAAUGACAAGGAUGUCAAGCACAUUGACCAGGCAGCGCUAUUCCUUGCGAGUGCUGGUGAUGCACCAGUCUUCUCUCCAAAAGGUGAGAAGAGACUGAGACGCAAAAUUGACUUCAUCAUGUUGCCAAUGCUUUUUGUGACCGCUACACUGGGAGCAGUAGACAAAGUUGCUCUCAGUACCGCUGCUAUUUACGGACUGGAGAUUGAUAACAACCUUCAUGGACAGCAGUACUCUUGGCUCGGUUCCAUAUUGUCUCUGGGCUCUCUUGUGGCCAUGUUUCCGUCGUCUGCCCUGUUGCACAAACUUCCGUCAGCCAAAUACCUCUGCGGCUGUUCCAUUGGUUGGUCUGUAAUGGCCCUUUUGAUGCCCGCUUGCCACAACUGGUCUGGUCUCAUGGCAAUCCGUUUCUUCAUGGGAUGCUGCGAAGCUAUCAUUGUUCCAGGCAUCUCGUUGUUGAUUGCCGGGUGGUACAAGAAAGCAGAGCAACCCCCAAGGAACGCCUUGGUCUUUGCUGCUGCUAGUUCCAUUGUCAACGGUUUCUUGUCUUGGCUGGUUGGAAAGAUACCCGGCGACGCACCUCUCGCGAAAUGGAAAUAUCUGUACAUCUUGGUUGGGUCAAUAUCUAUGGCCUGGUCGAUCUUCGCCUUUAUCUUCCUUCCGGAUACCCCUAUGAACGCCAAAUUUCUGUCAAAGGAAGAAAAAGUAUUCUGGGUGCAACGUCUAGCUGAGAACAAGACUGGUGUUAUGAAUAAAACCUGGAAAUGGGAUCAAGCAAUCGAAGCCCUCAUUGACCCAAAGACGUGGAUCAUCUUUUUCUUCAACAUUGCCAUCAACAUUCCCAACGGCGGUCUCACAACCUUCAGCGGAAUCAUCAUUCAAAAUCUCGGAUUCUCUUCAGUGAACUCGUCAUUGCUUUCCAUGCCUACUGGUGUGAUGUCAACAUUGGCAGCGUUUGUCUUUUCAACGCUUGGUGCCAAAUGGAGUAAUCGUCGUUGCUUGGUUACGAUGUGUGCAUGCGUUGUACCCAUAGUUGGAACAGCCAUCCUCUAUGCUGUUCCUCGUACGGCGGUGGGCGCCCAAAUGGUUGGUCUUUACUUGGUCUACACGUAUUUCGGACCAUACGUUGUUGGUAUAUCUCUCGCCCAGGCCAACACAGCAGGCCACACGAAGAAAAACGUUUCUUUCGCUAUAUUGUAUAUUGGCUACGCAGUAGGAAACCUCAUCGGGCCCCAAACUUUCCGAGCAAGCCAGGCACCAGCUUAUACUGGUGGAGUUAUCGCUAUGUUGAACAGAAGAUCUGCAGCAAAACCGGACGACGAUGAGCCUUGGGAUAGCUUCCAGGACAUUACCGAUUGGAAGCAGGCAGAUUUCAAAUAUACCACCUAG
Messenger RNA from Talaromyces atroroseus, 1440 nucleotides. RefSeq lists its product as hypothetical. The record is from RefSeq and is a predicted model, not a curated record. Gene Ontology annotation, cellular component: membrane. Bases 1 to 1440 code for a protein of 479 amino acids. Lineage: Eukaryota; Fungi; Ascomycota; Eurotiomycetes; Eurotiales; Trichocomaceae. The transcript is spliced from 5 exons. Gene Ontology annotation, biological process: transmembrane transport. Gene Ontology annotation, molecular function: transmembrane transporter activity.